AUGGUUGUUGCAGGACACACAGGUGGAUAUCAUAAGCUUGGUAAGCAAAACACACAAAGGAGAGUUCCAAGUGGAAGUGGAGCCGAUGUUUCCAUAACUGCGGGAGAACGUUUAUCCGAAGGUGCACUCCAAUUAAUUUUCUCUUCUGUGAUCUCUGUCAUCGGCAAUCUGAAAAGUGGUGGAAAUACUACUACAAAAGAGUGGCUUAUGUUGCCUGAGAUCCAGAGUAGAGUCAGAUUAGAUGCAUUUGAGAAGUUUGUUCCAGAGCUCACAAACUAG
Messenger RNA from Eruca vesicaria subsp. sativa (arugula), 279 nucleotides. The record is from the annotation of a GenBank genome assembly. Lineage: Eukaryota; Viridiplantae; Streptophyta; Magnoliopsida; Brassicales; Brassicaceae.